GAACUCCCAAACCAGAACUUGCUCGUCAUAGAAAAUCUCGGGGCGAACUUGCCUCUCUAUGCAGGCGGUCGCAGCAGUGGCAGUGGCUGUAGCGGUGGCGGUGGCGGUGGCAUCAUCAGCAUGGGUGGACGGAAAAUGGAGUGGGCAGGGAGGCCAAGCCAUCUGCGAGGGAUACCUCGGACGUGUGUGAUCAUGGCAGUGGGAGCAUUCGCAAAGUUUGUUGGCAAUUUUCUCAACUCCACCACUGUCUAUAACGCCGAAACCCUAAUCCGUCUCGUCCGGUCCCGACCUUCUGGUGUUCCCCUAAUCACCGUCAGCAACCACAUGUCCACGUUGGAUGACCCUGUUAUGUGGGGAUUCAAGGGAUUUCCCACAGCAGAUGCCAAACUAGCUCGAUGGGUGCUGGCUGCAGAAGACAUCUGCUUCAAAAAUUCAAUUUUGACAUAUUUUUUCCGGCUUGGGAAAUGCAUACCCAUAACCAGGGGUGCUGGAAUUUAUCAGGAACACAUGAAUGAAGCUCUCGAGCGCUUGAGUGAUGGAGCCUGGUUGCAUACAUUUCCAGAAGGAAAAGUGUGCCAAGAAGAUGCACCAAUCAGGCGAUUAAAAUGGGGAACUGCCAGCCUCAUUGAACGUGCUCCUGUAACCCCAAUAGUUUUGCCAAUUGUACAUUCUGGUUUUGAGAAGGUGAUGCCUGAGAAAGCUUUCUUUGGCAGAAGACUACCAUUUCCUCUCUGCAAUAAAGAUAUCAGAAUAAUUGUCGGAGAGCCAAUAGAAUUUGAUCUUCCAAAAUUGCGUGAGACAGCCAUGUCCAUGUCUACAGAUUCAUCUUUUCCCAGUAUGGGAUGGCCAACAGCAUCCCCUCACAGACAUGAUGAAGCAGUACAGAGACGGCUCUACACUGCCAUCUCUGAACAAAUCCAAACAGUCAUGGAGAGCUUACGAAGCUUCAGUACCAAAUUUUUUAGAUUACAAAGAUGAUUUAUACAUUAAUUUUUUCAUUUGAUAAUAAAGCAGAUCCAGUUGGCUAAUGAAUUUUGACCAUUCAAAUUUUUUACUUCAUGAGAGAUCCUAUAACCAUGAAUUAUUUGUAUUCCUUCCCUGUUUUUGCUUUCACAGUGAAAUAUUUAUUUGGAAGAU
Messenger RNA from Telopea speciosissima, 1137 nucleotides. RefSeq names its product N-acylphosphatidylethanolamine synthase. The record is from RefSeq and is a predicted model, not a curated record. The transcript has 5 exons. Gene Ontology annotation, biological process: phospholipid metabolic process. The coding region runs from base 121 to 978 and encodes 285 amino acids. Lineage: Eukaryota; Viridiplantae; Streptophyta; Magnoliopsida; Proteales; Proteaceae.